Molecule: messenger RNA, 1258 nt
Organism: Momordica charantia (bitter melon)
Lineage: Eukaryota; Viridiplantae; Streptophyta; Magnoliopsida; Cucurbitales; Cucurbitaceae
Product: Ribosomal protein L12/ ATP-dependent Clp protease adaptor protein ClpS family protein
Biological process (GO): translation
Cellular component (GO): ribosome
Molecular function (GO): mRNA binding; structural constituent of ribosome
Source: RefSeq, a predicted model, not a curated record
UCUAGUAGUUUUGAGGGUCACUCAUGGCAGGGACAACCCUAAUGAACUCACAGCAACCCUCGGCUUCCUCCGCCUGUAGAACCUCGGUGCUUCAAUGAAGAACGGCACUCUGUGAUUUAUCGACAUCAACGGAGUUCUCUGAAACCCUAAUUCCUCGAAAUGCCAUCCAUUGCCUCCAAACUUCCAGCAAAAGCUCUAGUGAGACUUCUCACAGUCGCUCCGAGACCAUUACUAGUUCGCUCCCUCAGCACCGUCUCCCAGGAACGAAUCCAGAAACUCGAGCGGAUCGCCGAUGAGCUCCUUGGCCUCAGUAAAAUUGAACGACAUGACUAUGCUAUUCUCUUCCGGCUGAAAAUGGGGUUGAACAAGUACGGGCCUGCGGUUUCUGGGCUAAGCGCACCGGGUUCAGCCUCCGCCGGAUCUGCCUCCGCCGAAGCAAAAGAGGCUGAGAAAACCGUGUUUGAUAUUAAGCUCGAGAAAUUUGAUGCGGCGGCGAAGAUCAAGAUUAUAAAGGAGGUAAGGACGUUCACUGAAUUGGGUCUGAAGGAGGCUAAGGAUUUGGUGGAGAAGGUGCCGGUGGUGCUGAAGAAGGGAGUAACGAAAGAUCAGGGAAAUCCAAUUAUUGAAAAGCUCAAGGAAUUGGGAGCUACUGCGGUACUGGAAUGACCCUUUUUUUCUCGUCAUUUCAUAUGUUCUUUAUGGAGUAAAAUAAUGCUGCCAUUGUUUAAGGAUUAUCGAAGAUUUUGAUAGAGCCAAGCUUUUACUAAGAUUACAUUUCAAAAUCAAAUUGUUGCUUGUCAUGAGAUUGAAAGUAAGUACAUUUGAUUUUUCCUCUUCGGCUUUUCUCCACUGGAUUUCAAUGAGAAUCAGUGUCAUUCUGACAUUCUAAGAAGUACUUGAAGAGUUUAACAAAUCCAUAAACCUCAUGUAGACGAAGAACAUGACUCUGUUCUUAUUGCUCUACCUGUCUUUCUCUACUCAUAACUCGUCUAAUGUGAACUGUGAUAUAGGAAAUAAGUGUACCUUUAGUUUAGCAGAAUUUCCUUUGAAGUGAGGAAAAGGUUUAUGUAGUUUGUUAUUUCCCUGAGAUAGAUGAAGAACAAUGAAACAAUUUUCAUUCCUCAGCUCCUCAUGUGACCUUAAAUUGUUGGCAAGAAGUUGUGAAAUUUGGUGUUUGGUGAUCGAUUUCGUUUGAUGGGUCGAUGAGAUAUGCUGAUGGGGUACAUUUUUUUAGAAUAUAUUUGUUGCUCUUAUUAUU